Phanerochaete carnosa HHB-10118-sp is the source of this 1481-nucleotide messenger RNA. RefSeq lists its product as uncharacterized. NCBI's taxonomy places the organism in Eukaryota, Fungi, Basidiomycota, Agaricomycetes, Polyporales, Phanerochaetaceae. The transcript is spliced from 6 exons. The record is from RefSeq and is a predicted model, not a curated record. The coding region runs from base 1127 to 1450 and encodes 107 amino acids.
UCGAUAUCGAUUCUGUAUCUUCGUUUGGCUCCUUAGCCUCUCUGUCUCCUACCCUCGUCACCGAGCGGUCUUCCUGGUCGUCCAUCAGACGACUUUGGUGCAAAUUCGCCGCAGAAGUACAUAGAGCCCGAGCAUGGUGUUCUGUUUCGAAAGCGAUAUGGUCUCUGUCCUUAUCGUCGACGAUGUGCAGCGAGGUGCGAGCGAGAAUACGAGGCAUAAGGCUGGUCUCGCGCUCGCGAUAAUCGCGAUCAUCAUUGGCAUUCUGGUGCUCUUAUCACCGUGCAUUAAGUGUCUUAUCCUCAGACGUCAGGGCAAGUCAUGGCGCGCUGCAAUGCAGGAAGCGUUGCAGAGUACGGCUCCUAACCAGCGCCGAACGCCACGGUCGACCCGACCUUACCAGCUUCAACCCAGGCGGUCACACUGGAAAAUUCGUUUUGUGCGCCUGUUGUCACAUGGACGGCAAUCUGAGGAGACCUUGCCUACGUGGGCGCUUAGUCCCCCUCCCGAUACUGUUCCUCUGCCCCCGCCGGCCCACGUCAGGCACGGGAGCAUCAGCGAGACGCAAGACCCUCUAGGAUUGGAUGCAUUACCUGCGUACAGCGAUGAAGCAGGCCGUCCACCAAAGUAUCAAGAAAUGAUACCAUAGCUAGACUCGGCUCAAGUUAUUGUACCGUUCUCUUCCGCUCCCUCUUGCAACCUAUCCAUUUCAGCUUUCGUAUCUGUGUCGUCAUCAUCACUCUCCCAUAGCGACGAGUACCAGUCAUCAAUUCCUUGGGCGGAUGUACUAUAAUCACAUGCACACUACGGCCCUGCCCCACAGCGGAUCUUGGUGGAGCGCAUGUCGGACGAAGCGCCCUCGGACCUCGUGCGUCGUCCUACGUGGACGUCUGUUCGCCUGGAAACUACCCGAGCUCGCUGGCCCAGCUGACGGCGCUAAUGCAACCCCACCGCACCACGGUGACGUCACCGCCAGUCUUGGGCAACAACGGGCGACUUCCUUCGACGCGUCGACGUCACUUCCCAAACGAGCCGGACGUCGCGAUAUAUAAAGGCUACCUGGAACAUCCAGUCUCUUCAGAAACAACACCCACAACCACAACCACACACAGUUUUCACGACUUUCACUAUGUCUUCCACCACCAACAACAACGAGCCCAACAAGACCUCUGGCCAGUUCCACUCGACCAAGGGCAACGUCGUCGAGAUGGUGGGCAACGCAACUGGCUGGGAGUCGUGGCAGACGUCUGGUCGCGAAGAGCAUGCCCAGGGCGAGGCUGAGUACAAAGCUGCUCAGGUCAAGGGCUACGCGGAGGGCGGCGUCGACCGCCUCGGCGGCAAGAAGGACGCCGUUGUCGGUGCCAUGACAGGUGACCGUCAGCAAGAGGCUGCUGGCAACAUCCGCCAUGACAAGGGUCAGGCCCAGCAGAACAUCAACGACCCAACGUCUUAAAUCACGUCAUCAUUAUACCCCGUUAUGCUUU